Funneliformis mosseae is the source of this 1029-nucleotide messenger RNA. Lineage: Eukaryota; Fungi; Glomeromycota; Glomeromycetes; Glomerales; Glomeraceae. The record is from the annotation of a GenBank genome assembly.
AUGAGUAAAAGUCAAGAGACAGUUAGUCGUGGUAUGGUCAUAUUUUCAGUAUCAUUUUACAUUUCAACAGCAUUAACGAUGGUAUUUGUGAAUAAGUGGGUGUUAAAUAGAGUCCCCUUGCCUUUCACAUUGCUUUGGUUUCAAGUAGUAAUGGCAGUCAUUCUAUUACAUUUUUCCAGUAUAUUCGGUAUAUUACAAUUACCAAUACUUGAAAAAAAAAAAUGCAUAGGAUUAUUACCAUUAAUAGCAAUAAAUGUUUUAGGACUUAGUUUUAAUACGAUAUGUUUACAAUAUGUAGACGCAAGUUUUUAUCAAGUUGCAAGAGCUUUAGUGCUUCCAUUUACAGUUUUAUUCUCAUUUAUGUUUUUAAAACAAAAAACAUCAUAUAAAAUCUUAUUAGCAUGUUUGGUUGUAUGUAUUGGAUUUUUUGUCGGUGUAUCUUCUGAAAGACUUUCAAUUUCUUUUGUUGGUAUCAUUUUUGGUAUUUGUUCAUCAAUUUCAACAGCGUUGCACGCUAUUGUCAUUAAGAAAAGUUUAACCGUGGUAAAAGGUAAUACGUUAGACUUGGUUUAUUAUAAUAAUAUUUUGAGUGCUAUUGCAUUUAUGCCAUUAAUAUUUUUGUUCCGAGAACAAAAUCAAUAUUCGGAAUUAUUUCAAAAUAAUUCUAGCGGCAUAUCAAAAACCUUUUUAAUUGGGAUUUUGGUUACUGGAUUCUUUGGUUUUUUAAUUAAUGUGGCAGGAUUCCUUCAAAUUAAAGUAACUUCACCCGUUACUCAUAUGAUCUCCUCAGCUUUUCGCGGGGUUGUACAAACUAUUCUUGGGAAUUUGAUUUUUGGUGACUUGUUAACUACUGGUCGUGUCGGUGGAAUCUUUUUAAUAUUAUUUGGUACUUGUCUUUAUACUUGGAUUAAAGAUCAAGAUUCAAAACAAAAUAGAAAACAAAAUAUUGUUUAUGAUAAAUUAGAACGUGGGAAUUCAUUUGAUGAUAGAAAUGAUAACAUUAGAGAUGAUAGAAAUGAAAAGGCAUAA